AUGGCUCCCACGAACAGCGCCACGGCGCACAUGGCGACGACGACGCUGAAGGUCGAGGGCAUGACAUGCGGCGCAUGUACUUCGGCCAUCGAGACGGGCUUCCACGGCGUCGCAGGAGUCGGGAACGUGUCCAUCAGCCUCGUCAUGGAGCGCGCCGUCAUCUCUCACGACCCGGACGUGAUAUCUGCCGACGACGUCAAGGAGAUCAUCGAGGACAGGGGCUUCGAUGCCGAGGUGCUGUCGACGGACCUGCCCGUCUCGCACAACGCCGACGACCACUUCCUGACCGAUUCCGAGGACGAAGAGGACGGCCUGCUGGCGAACGACGGCUUAUCGACGACCACACUCUCCGUGGGCGGCAUGACAUGUGGCGCCUGCACUUCGGCGGUGGAGGGUGCGUUCAAGGACGUAGCGGGGAUCAAGUCGUUUAGCAUAUCGCUGCUGUCAGAACGCGCCGUUAUCGAGCACUGGACCAAGAUCAUCACGCCGGACCAGCUGGCCGAGACAAUAGAGGACGUUGGGUUCGACGCAGAGGUGCUGGAAACCGUUGCUGACGUACCUGCGCCGAAGAAGACCAAGGGCGCGAAGAAAUCGAGGACCAUGACGACAACCGUCGCAGUCGAGGGCAUGACCUGUGGUGCUUGCACGUCUGCCAUCGAGGGCGGCUUCAAGGACGUGCCUGGAGUGUACCAGUUCAACAUCAGCCUGCUUGCAAACCGCGCCGUGCUCGUUCACGAUCCUUCAAAGCUCAGUGCGGAGAAGAUCGCGGAGACCAUCGAAGACUGCGGGUUCGACGCUACGAUUCUGUCCUCGGAAGAUGCCAGCAUGCACCAGUCCUCGUCGACCAAUGCGCCCAUACACCUCAAGAUCUACGGUCUGCCAGACAUCGAGGCUGCGCAGGAGCUAGAGGGGCUGCUCAGGAACCGAUCUGGCAUCACCUCCGUACAGAUCAACUUCGCUACUUCGAGAGCCAUCGUCAGGCGCGAGCCCCAGGUCAUUGGGCUACGAGCCGUAGUCGAAGCCAUCGAAGCCGCAGGCUACAACGCUCUGGUCUCGGACUCUGACGACAACAACGCCCAACUCGAGUCCCUUGCCAAGACAAAGGAGAUCCAGGAGUGGAGACGAGCAGUCGUCUUCUCGGCUUGGUUCGCCUUCCCAGUCUUCCUCACCAGCAUGAUCUUCCCCAUGUUUCUGCCAUUCCUCGACUACGGAAGAAUCAGAAUCAUACCUGGUCUCUACCUUGGCGACAUCGUCUGCCUUGCUCUCACCAUCCCGGUGCAGUUUGGCAUUGGCAAGCGUUUCUACAUCUCUGCGUACAAGUCUCUCAGCCACGGAUCGCCGACCAUGGACGUCCUGGUCGUUCUUGGCACCUCAGCCGCCUUUUUCUUUAGCAUCGCAUCCAUGCUUGUUUCCAUCUUCGUACCUCCCCACACCAAGCCUACCACGCUCUUCGACACCAGCACUAUGCUGUUCACAUUCAUCAGCUUGGGCCGCUUCCUCGAAAACCGUGCAAAGGGUCAAACUUCAAAGGCGCUGUCGCGGCUCAUGUCUCUCGCACCCUCCAUGGCUACCAUCUAUGCUGAUCCCAUCGCUGCCGCCAAGGCCGCUGAAGGCUGGGACGCCGUCGACGAGAAGGACGGCCGUCCUUCGAUGGACGUCAAUGCUGCCGAAGAGCGCGUAAUUGCUACCGAGCUUAUCGAGGUCGGCGAUGUUGUCAUCCUCCGUCCCGGCGACAAGAUCCCUGCUGAUGGUACAGUAACCCGUGGCGAGUCCUACAUCGACGAGAGCAUGGUCACUGGUGAAGCUAUGCCUAUCUUGAAGAAGAAGGGGGCACUCCUUAUGGCCGGUACCGUCAAUGGUGCAGCCCGCAUGGAGUUCAUCGUCACUCGCGCUGGUCGUGACACCCAGCUCAGUCAGAUCGUUCGUCUUGUACAGGAGGCUCAGACCAGCCGAGCCCCGAUCCAACGUCUUGCCGACACCGUCGCCGGAUACUUCGUUCCCAUCAUCAUUACACUUGGUCUCGCCACGUUUGUUGCCUGGAUGGUGUUGAGCCACGUCCUGCCCUACCCACCCAAGGUCUUCCUCAACCACGCCAGCGGUGGUAAGCUCAUGGUCUGCGUCAAGCUCUGCAUCGCCGUCAUCGUCUUCGCGUGUCCCUGCGCCCUCGGUCUCGCAACGCCCACCGCCGUCAUGGUCGGCACUGGUGUCGGCGCCGAGCAGGGCAUUCUGGUCAAGGGCGGCGCCGCCCUCGAGACCGCCACCAAGAUCAAUCACAUCGUCUUCGACAAGACGGGCACCCUCACAGUCGGCAAGAUGAGCGUCUCGCGCGCCGACAUCCAGGGCGAAUGGGCCGCCAAGAAGAACCUCUGGUGGACGCUCAUCGGGCUCGCGGAAAUGGGCUCCGAGCACCCCAUCGCCAAAGCCGUCGUCGGCUCCGCAAAAGAGCACCUCCGCCUAGGCCCCGACGGCAUCCUCGACGGCGCAGUUGGCGACUUCGAAGCCGUAGUCGGCAAAGGCAUAACCGCCAACGUCGAAGCCGCCGUCUCGGGUCCAAGGACACGCUACAAGGUCCUCAUCGGCAACGCAACCUUCCUGCUCGCCAACGGCGUCGUCGUCCCCGACCUCCUCGACGAGCCGCUCACACCCAACCCUGUCGCUCGCUCCACCCAGACCCGCUCAGCAGGCAUCACCACCAUCCACACCGCCAUCGGCACGACCUACACCGGCGCACUCUCACUCUCCGAUACCAUCAAGCCCUCGGCACGCGCCACGGUCAACGCGCUCAAGCGCCUCGGCAUCACAUGCAGCAUCGUGACAGGCGACACGUCAGCCAGCGCUCUCGUAGUCGCCGCCGCCGUCGGCAUCGACAACGCCUCGGUGCACGCCUCAGCCACGCCCUCGGACAAGAAAGCAAUCGUCUCGGACAUGCAAGCGCGCGGUCUGUGCGUCGGCAUGGUCGGCGACGGGAUCAACGACUCGCCCGCCCUCGCGAGCGCAGACAUGGGCAUCGCGCUCAGCACCGGCACAGACGUAGCCAUGGAAGCCGCAUCCAUCGUGCUCAUGAGCACCACGGACCUGCUCGCCAUCCCCGCCAGCCUGUGCCUCUCGCGCAGCAUCUUCCGCCGCAUCAAGCUCAAUCUCGCCUGGGCGUGUAUGUACAACUUCAUCGGCCUGCCAUUCGCAAUGGGCUUCUUUCUGCCCUGGGGGCUGAGUCUGCAUCCCAUGGCCGCUGGCGCCGCUAUGGCUUGCUCCUCCGUCAGCGUCGUGCUGAGCUCGCUGCACCUCAAGUUCUGGACCCGCCCGCGCUGGAUGACGCUCGCAGCGCUGGAUCCGAGCGCGGAGCUGCCGGAGGGCAUGGAGAGGCAGGAUUUCCAACGACCUGGCGUCUUUGCUGUGGCGAGGGAGUGGGUCGGCGACUCUUGGGCUGCGUGGGGGAGGAACAGGGAGGAGGCGCGCUAUGUGCCGUUGCAGGACAUGGGGGAGCGGUGA
This is a messenger RNA of Didymella exigua CBS 183.55, 3489 nucleotides long. RefSeq names its product copper-transporting ATPase 2. The record is from RefSeq and is a predicted model, not a curated record. Gene Ontology annotation, molecular function: ATP hydrolysis activity; copper ion binding; P-type divalent copper transporter activity. The transcript has a single exon. Gene Ontology annotation, biological process: copper ion homeostasis; monoatomic cation transport. Gene Ontology annotation, cellular component: membrane. Lineage: Eukaryota; Fungi; Ascomycota; Dothideomycetes; Pleosporales; Didymellaceae. The coding region runs from base 1 to 3489 and encodes 1162 amino acids.